AAACAAACAUCCAGUUUGUUACUUCUACUACUCGUUGUUCUUGCUUCUGCACACAAGUAAGUUUUCUCUCCUAUUACCCCAAACACAAGCAAGUUUUCUCUCCUAUAAGAUACUAAUGAAGAAUGAUGAUAUCUUGGGAGAUGGCAUCCCUUUUGAACAGGAACGUACCCUGAGGCAAAUGUGCUAUCAAUUGCUCAAGUUGCCAGUAGGGAAGAAAAAGAAUCUGCAAUUUCCAGGGUUGCACCCAGUUUCGCUCAAUCGCGAAAACAUACAACUGCUAAAGCAAAGAAUGUAUUAUGCAACAUGGAAAGCUGAUGGAACGCGAUAUAUGAUGUUGAUUACCGAUGAAGGCAGUUACUUGAUUGAUAGGAAGUUUCGGUUUAGGAGGGUUCAGCUUAGAUUUCCUUGCAGGCACACCGAUGGUUGUGGUGAGAACGCUCACCACCUCACUUUACUUGAUGGUGAGAUGAUAAUUGAUACAAUACCCGGUUCGGGGGAGCAGGUAAGAGGAUACCUGAUAUUUGAUAUAAUGGCUAUUAAUUCAAUCUCCCUUGUGGGCCGACCUUUUUGUGAACGUUGGGAAAUGAUUGAGAAGGAAGUGAUUGAGCCCAGAAAUUAUGAAAGUAAUCAAAUUCAAGGGAGCCAGAAUCCUCAUUAUAGAUAUGAUUUGGAAACAUUUGGGAUGAGAAGGAAGGAUUUUUGGUUCCUCAGUACAGUCAACAGUGUGUUGAAAGACUUCAUCCCAAAGCUUCCGCAUGCUGCUGAUGGCCUUAUCUUUCAGGCUUGGUUUGAUCCUUAUGUUCCUCGAACACAUGAGGGUCUUCUGAAAUGGAAGUACGCAGAGAUGAAUUCAGUUGAUUUUCUGUUUGAGAUGGUUGGCCAUCACCAACAGCUUUAUCUUCAUGAAAGAGGGAAGAAGAAGCUGAUGGGAGCAACUAAAGCUGUGUUCGAUGAUGGUAGCAGUCCCUCUUUGUACUCUGGGAAGAUCAUUGAAUGUUCUUGGAAUUCUGAACAUAGAGUAUGGAGUUAUAUGCGGAUUAGGUCGGACAAAUCAACUCCGAAUGACUAUCGCACAUAUCUACAAGUGAUGAGAAGUAUAGAGGACAACAUCACUGAAGAGUCCUUGAUCAAUGAGAUCAGUAGAAUAGUUAGACUACCAAUAUAUGCAUGUAGGAUACCAAGUGCCAAGAAGCCUAAUGAUAUCAAUAUCAUUAACAUUUAUGUUGGUUCCCAGAAAAGUUCUGGUUAUAACAGCUAAGUUUUUGUUGUC
This is a messenger RNA of Coffea arabica (coffee), 1270 nucleotides long. RefSeq lists its product as uncharacterized. Lineage: Eukaryota; Viridiplantae; Streptophyta; Magnoliopsida; Gentianales; Rubiaceae. The record is from RefSeq and is a predicted model, not a curated record. Gene Ontology annotation, biological process: 7-methylguanosine mRNA capping. Gene Ontology annotation, molecular function: mRNA guanylyltransferase activity; ATP binding.